CUGGAAAUACGCCUUUGAGUGGAUAUCAUUACCUACCUACUGCCCUGCUGAUACAUAAGAGUCUCUCUACUUUUUUGGGACUUUGUGUUACCUAUUGGAGCCAUUUGAUUACAGCAUUAAGAAAUCUGAUCUGGGGUGAGCUGCUACACCUGCCUAAAAUUUGCAGCUUGUUUCUACCAGCACAUAAGUGUGCUCAUGGAGUAUGUGAGUAACCAUCUGUACCACUGAAAAUAUUGUUUGUUAUAUUUUUAACAGUCUGCACAUGUAGUGCUUUUUUUCUGUGUCUCCUUUUCCAUCUCCAGCAUCACAGUACUACCUGAGAGGUGAGCUGCCACACCUAUUUGAAUCUGCAGCCUGCUACUACCAGCACAUUGGUGUGCUUGUGAAGUGUGUAUAGUGAAAAUGAAAGCUAUUAUCUUGGCUGCUGGUUAUGGUACAAGACUCCUUCAAGACCUUCAGAAGGACAGUAACGAAAAAUUGAAGCAUCUGAUUGGAAUCCCAAAACCUUUGCUUCCAGUUGGGCAGCUCCCACUUAUAUCAUAUUGGGUGAAAGCCUUGAAAGAAACAGAUGAUAUCUUGGAUAUUUUUGUGAUUACCAAUGCUUUGUACUACAGUAAAUUUGAAGAAUGGGCACAAAACUGUAGUUCAGUAACAGUUAUAAAUGAUGGAACUUCCAGUAAUGAGGGGCGUUUAGGUGCUGUAUCGUGUUUGCAGUUGGUCAUUGACAAUUUCAACGUUAAUGAUGACGUUAUAGUCAUUGGAGGGGAUACCUUGUUUUUUGAAGACUUCCAUCUUCGAGAAAUUUUAUCAAAAUUUAAAACCCUUUAUACAGACAGCCAAGAGACAAACUUAGUCCUCUCGUACCCCUGCAAGAAUGAAGAAACAAAAAAGUAUGGCAUUCUGGAAACAGAUGAAAACUUGAAAGUCACUGCACUGCUGGAAAAGCCAUCUGCUGAGGAUACAACAUCAAGACAAGCCUGUCCAUGUUUUUAUGUGUUCUCAAAACACACACUACAUCUUGUACAAGUGUUUCUUGAGGGGAAAAAGAGCUCACCACUAGAAGAAAAAGAUGCUCCUGGUAAUCUUUUAUCAUGGCUUGUAAAAAGAAAACCGGUUUAUGUUCAUAAAAUAUCUGGUCGCUUCGAUGUUGGGAAUUUGGAGUCCUAUUUAAUAUGCAACAAAUAUUUCCAGGAAAAGCUGAAGAACAUGCCAACUUACCUUCAAUGACAGAGGAUAUUUAAGAGCCUAGCAAUUGUACAAUAGAUCAAAGAGCUGUAUUAGAUAGUAAUGUAAUGUACAGGUCGUGCUAAAAAGAAGCAUGAUAAAAUGAAUGUUACUGUCAUUCAACCUGCCUUAAAGGAAUAGGAAACCCAAAUUUUUUCUUUCAUGAUUCAGAUAGAGCAUUUGAUUUUAAACAACUUUCUCCAACAUUGGU
This is a messenger RNA of Bombina bombina (fire-bellied toad), 1435 nucleotides long. Its product is annotated as UTP--glucose-1-phosphate uridylyltransferase-like. Gene Ontology annotation, biological process: biosynthetic process. Lineage: Eukaryota; Metazoa; Chordata; Amphibia; Anura; Bombinatoridae. The coding region runs from base 403 to 1227 and encodes 274 amino acids. The transcript has 9 exons. The record is from RefSeq and is a predicted model, not a curated record.